Messenger RNA from Salvia miltiorrhiza (redroot sage), 1115 nucleotides. Its product is annotated as transcription factor MYBS3-like. Gene Ontology annotation, biological process: response to auxin; response to ethylene; response to gibberellin. Bases 352 to 1038 code for a protein of 228 amino acids. NCBI's taxonomy places the organism in Eukaryota, Viridiplantae, Streptophyta, Magnoliopsida, Lamiales, Lamiaceae. The record is from RefSeq and is a predicted model, not a curated record. The transcript is spliced from 3 exons. Gene Ontology annotation, molecular function: DNA binding; zinc ion binding.
GGUAAAGAUAGGCUAGCUUCUGAUGUGUGCCAUAAAAAAUGAGCAGCGACCCUAUCACAUACAAACAAAAAAGUAAAUAUAAAUGCAUGUGCAUAUUUAUAUCACUAUAUAUGUACGUAUAUUUCUAUGUUGAGCAAAAGAGUCAAGUUGGGGGAAAAUAUCAAGCAUAAAAAAAAAAUGUAGAUCCAAUCAUCUACAAUUGGUGUGCAAACCAUUUUGACAAACCCCAACUUAUCCUCACACAUCAUAUCAAAUAAUAUAAUGAAAGAAGCAAGUGUGCUAAGUCAAUUAACAAUAGCCUUAUAAUAUCCCUCUCUCUCUCUAUCUCUCUCUCAUGCAGGAAUCGUUGAAAUGGGGAGGAAGUGCUCGCAUUGUGGGAACAUAGGUCACAAUUCAAGAACUUGCAACGCAUCAAAAGGCCCUAAUAAUAUUGCCGGUGUGGUGAGGCUAUUUGGGGUCCAACUCGACAUCUCUUCGAACUCGGUUUCAUCUUCUUCUUCUUGCUCUAUCCCAAUCAAGAAAAGCUUCAGCUUGGACUGCUUGUCGUCGUCGUCUUCCUCCUCCUCGCGACCCGCCGCCCACAAGCCCUCCCUCGGCUACCUCUCCGACGAACCUCUAGGCCGACCUCCCGACAGAAAGAAAGGAGUGGCAUGGAGUGAAGAGGAACAUCGCACAUUCCUAAUAGGGCUGGAGAAACUAGGCAAGGGCGACUGGAGGGGAAUUUCUAGAAACUUCGUCACCACUCGAACUCCAACUCAAGUUGCGAGUCACGCUCAGAAAUAUUUUCUCCGACUCGCUUCCCUCAACAAGAAGAAACGACGCUCCAGCCUCUUCGACAUCGACAUGGUUGGUGAUUCAAAAGACUCUAAACACCACUUCGAGUUCGACGUGGACCUCAACUCACUGGGUCAUGACGAGGGCCGUGAUUUCCCCCCGAGUUGGGCCUCUGACUCGCCCGAGUUGGAACUCACGCUUUCCGCUCCUAAUUCUUCUUCUUCAUCUUCUUCCCUCCUAAUUGGAGCUAUUAGUGUCACUUAAUUCAUCCUUUCCAUUUAAUUGUAAUAUUGCGAGAUAUAUAUGAAUCUAGCUAAUUAAUUAAUCUUGAUUUUAAUUUA